GCUGCAGCCGACGAGCGCGGCCCCGCGGCGGGCGUGCUCGUGCUCGUGCCCGAGCCCGGCCCCGCCGCCGAGACUCUCCCCCUCCCCGCCCCCAUUGAGGUGGCAUCAACAACGUAAAGAUGGAGGUAACGGAGCUGCUGCUGGUGUCGCUGCUGCUGGCUUUGUUAGCGCUGCUGAUAGUGGCGGUCGCAGUGCAGGGCCGGAAACGCUGGAACAAGAAGUCCGGCAAACAACGGGACGAUAAGAAAAACAAUGGAGUUUUCUUCCCUAAAUACCACGUGCACAGGAAACAAAAGCAGCGAUACCAUAAGGAAAAGCCUCAUCAACACAUUUUUGUUCAUGCUCUCCUGGCCGCCACGUUGAAGAGCCAUGGCGGGAACAUCACUAGCAUGGACUUCAGCAACAACGGUAAAUAUCUGGCAACCUGUGCCGAGGACCGCACCAUCCACGUCUGGAGCACCAAGGAUUUCUUGCAGCGUGAACAUCGAAGUCUUCGAGUUAACGUGAAAUUGGACCAUGCCACCUUGGUGCGCUUCAGCCCUGACUGCAGAGCCUUGAUCACCUGGCUGGCUAAUGGAGACACCAUCCGUGUUUUCAAGAUGAAAAAGAAAGAAGAUGGUAACAGUACUUUCCAGCCUAUGGCAGAGGACUUUCCUAAGAGGCACAAGGCACCGGUUAUCAACAUUGGCAUUGCUGAGACAGGAAAGUUCAUCAUGUCUGUCUCCAGUGACACUACAAUCAUCAUCUGGACCCUAAAGGGGGAAGUGCUGUCCAUCAUCAACACAAACCAGAUGAACAACACUUACGCAGUCAUCUCCCCUUGUAGCAGAUUUGUGGGCUCGUGUGGCUUCACUCCAGAUGCUAAAGUUUGGGAAGUUUGCUUUAGCAAAAGUGGGCAGUUCCGAGAGGUGACACGGGCAUUUGAACUGAAGGGCCAUACCGCGGGUAUCCACUUCUUGGCUUUCUCCAAUGACUCCUGCCGGAUGGCGACCGUCUCCAAGGAUGGGACAUGGAAGUUGUGGGCCACAGACGUAGAGUACAAGCAGCAACAAGACCCUUACCUCCUGCUGACAGGGACCUACGAUGAGGCAGUCUCCGAGCCUUGCAUCCUGGCACUCUCUCCAGAUGCCCAGGUCUUGGCUCUGGCCAGCAGCAACAACAUACGUCUCUAUAACACAAAGCACGGUGAGGAAGAAGAGAACUUUAACAAGGUCCAUGAGGAUCGUGUGGCUGAAGUGACCUUUGACACCACAGGUCGGUUCCUGGCUUCCUGUGGAGACAGGGUAGUGAGGGUCUUCCAUAACGCCACUGGCCAGAAGGCCAUAGUGGAGGAGAUUCGGGGGCUCCUCAAACGGGCACCCACUGAAACCACCCGACAGAGGCUAAAUCAGCAACUGGUCCAAGCCCAGGCUACUCUCAAAAGGCUGGGGGCCGUGAAGGUCUGAGGAAGAAAAAGUUGAACUUAGAAGGGAAUAAUGAGAGAAGAGGGAUCCCUGCUGCAUUUGCUCCUGCUCCCCCUUCCCUUGGCCCAAGAUGGCCUUGAAACAGGGGCACAUCAUAAUAAGAUCUCUCUCUCUUUUUACCCCUUUCCUUGCCCCCCACCCCCUUCUGUCUCAAUAGACAUUUUGGGGUCUGCAGACUAAAACUAGCUGCUCUUCCACCAGCUCAGGCCUUGUCCCUGGGUCUCUAGAAACAUUCCAUGUUGGUAUUCUGAUACAUGGAAAAGAGAAACUCUAAGUCCCCUGAUUUUGUGACUCCAGGCCCUACUUUUUCUCCAAGGGAAGACCUCAGUCCCGUAAAGCCAUUGUCUUGGCAGCUGCCUUUGGGUGUAGGUAGUAAUUAAUUGUGGUGCUUGUCCUUGCUGUGGGUCCAAGGGACAGAUUUCAGCCAGACCUGGACAGUAUUAUAGGAGGAAAAGAGAAAUGAAUGGACCUGGUAGAGGGUGGAGUCAGAAUAAUCUUUUAUCUUGUGGCAGCCCAUUUAUAAGCAUGAUUAGAGGUAGGCCAAAGCUGGUUUUAGAUAAGGACCAACAUUCAUUGGAACAGAAUGGGCAGGUGUUUUAUUUCCAAAUAAUGGAGCUAGGGCCAAGAGAUGCAAAAAUUGGGUCAUUAUUAACCCAUGAUUCUUGACUCAGGGGUGACCCGGGCAGGCCACUAAAUCUUCUGUUUUCCUCCAUGUCAUAGUUUGUAAAAGGAGAGGAAUGAUACCCACCUGUUAACCUACCUCACAGGGGUGUUGUGAGGGCAGAUGAGAGUGUGUCAUUUUCUUCCAUUUUGGACAAAAGAUGCUAAAGCUUUGAA
Molecule: messenger RNA, 2300 nt
Organism: Trichosurus vulpecula (common brushtail)
Lineage: Eukaryota; Metazoa; Chordata; Mammalia; Diprotodontia; Phalangeridae
Gene: TBL2
Product: transducin beta like 2
Exons: 7
Coding region: 120-1445 (441 amino acids)
Biological process (GO): endoplasmic reticulum unfolded protein response
Cellular component (GO): endoplasmic reticulum
Molecular function (GO): protein binding
Source: RefSeq, a predicted model, not a curated record